CGCGGGCGGGGCGCGGGGGUUUGAAUCGCGCAGCAGUUGGAGCCGGGAACGGAGGCGGUGCUGGGGGCAGGGAACUGGCUCUCUGUUUCUUGAGCUGUUGGAAGCUGAUCUAUUUUCCUGCCCCUUUGUAAAGAAGGAUUGGAACCUACGUCACAAAUGAGUAAAAUUCUCCAGUCUCAACCGUGAGCCUGAAAAGAUGGAGCGAAGAUCAAAUUCUAAGACCCCAAAGAGGCCUCCGCUAGUUCAGCAUAAAAAUCAAACUGAUCUCUCUGCAUGGCGAAAAGGAGUGAGAAUUGAUCCUGAAAAAAGUGUCAAAAGUCAUCAAACUCCUAUCAACCAGAAAAAUGACAGCAAGCAGGACUCCCUUGAACAAGCUUUGAGCUACUUCGAGAAUGUUGAAGAUCAUGUCUCGCUGAAAAAGAACAGUGUUCUGCAGGAAAGCUUGACUGCUGUGGAAACCAUUGCCUUGCAGAGAGGGUUACCCCCCAAAGCAUUCAACAUAUUGCUAAACGUGGCACUCAGUGGCAAACUUGCUGAUACAGUGAAUACUCGUUUACUGAAGAGCCUGAUUCCAGCCUCAGUAAUACCAGAGACUUCUGUGGUUUCAUCUGUAUCUUGGCUUUGUGUCAGCAAAUGCUCAGACAAAGUCCAGAUGCUUUUUUUAAAAUGGCUGAUCACAGUGUUUGACUUCAUUGAUCACAAGGAACAAAUUCAUGCCCUCUAUGGUUUCUUCUUUUUCCUCCUGCAAUAUGAAAGGAUGUGCCCGUACGCCUGCCACCUGCUCUACCUGCUGACUAGGAGAGAAAACGUCAAGCCUUUUCGGAUUAGGAAACUGCUUGAUCUCCAAGCAAAAAUGGGAAUGCAGCCUUAUCUGCAGGCUUUACUAUCACUUUACAAAUUCUUCUGUCCUGAGCUGAUAACCAUAACUCUCCCUGGGAAAACGAAGAUUUACUUCAAGAAUCCAGAUGGCCCGUGGAAAGCAGCGAUCAACGCAGUAAGGCAGAGAAACCAGGAAAACUCUGCAGUGUCACGGCCACUGUUUCUAAGCACAGCUCAAGCUCAGUCACGAAAAAGGAAAUGGAAUAGCCAGUUGAUUAUACCUGCAAGCAGUGCAAGCAGAAAUAUUUUAGAAAAGGACAGGGGAAAGAACAGUGUUUCUCUGUUCAGUACGAAUGAGUCUCUUCCAGUGGAGCAGGUGCAGACCUUUUCUCAGCUCCUAGAAAAUAUCCACCGUCUAGAGUUACCUUCCCAGAUGGGUUCAGUGCUAACAAACCCUUUAUUGCUUCACUAUAUGAAUUACAUCAAAGAUGAAUCUGUUCACAUGAGGCUCUACUAUUGGAUGAGCCAGACUCUUCAGGAAGAAUGCACCUGGUGUGUAGCUGAUAAUUACCAAAAUGAAGAAGAAUUCAAGGACUUCUUGGAAUCUAUCUACAAGGCAGAGUGUCUCUUGCAGGAGGGGUUUUCUUCCUGUGAAGAAUUCCUGUAUAGGAGCCUUCCUCUCUGGGAUGGCUCAUGCUGCCGGUCACAAGUCCUCAGACUUCUGAGCUGGAUGCCCCUCAGAGGCUCCUCUGAAAUUAAAUCGCGUCUCUGUGAUCCGCUGGCACAGCUCUUUCUCACAUCAUCCCUUUACUUUAAGUGCAGUGUUCUUGAGAGCCUGAAAGAACUGUUGCAGAACUGGUUAAAUUGCCAUGCGAUUCAUCUGGCUUCAGAGUCUGACUCUCAAGACCAUCUUUUGAACACCACCUUUUCUGGAGUAGUUGACACGGUGGCUGAACUGAUCCACUUUGUUGGACAUAUCUCCACUGUUGCGUUGCGUUUGGAAAACAAUUCUAUGUUAUUACUAUACUUCAUCCUGAAUUUCUAUGAGACCGUGUGUGACAUCUAUCUGAGGUAUGGUCUGCCUCUACUGAUAAUGCCUCCUGCUGGAAUUUUCUACCCAGCGCUUCUCAGCAUGGAUUCUGUCAACUUGAAUCAGCUCUGCUACAUUAUGCACAGGUAUCGAACCAACUUGGUGGCUGCAAAGGAAAAUGAGCUGAGUAAAAAGAAAAUACUACAAUUCAAGUUCAGUAGCCAGACAUACCAGGAGUACAACCAGUACCUGUCGGCUAUGGUGGGCUGUUUGUGGACAUCCAAUGCAUUCCAGAAGGAUGCUCAUCCUCAAGGUCUCCGUAUGGAUGAUGAACUGCUGAAGAAAACUACAGUGCACGAAUACAAAACCAGCUUGAACAUUGUCCACCACCCAGCCAUGUUGGGCUAUGCUAUCCACUUCCUGCAGCAGGCUUGGCCAGAUGAUACCAGCUUCAACUUCAGUUUAAUUAAGGGAAAGAAGUGGGACUGGUAUCUGGAAUAUCUCUAUGGACAAGGUUUAAAGGGCCUGAAGCUCUUUAUUGAAAGCAGCAUCAAUCGUGUUUCCCAGGCCUCUCACAGGAAAGCAGGGAAUGUGCAAGAAGGACCCUAGUUCUCAUUGGAGCCUUUUUAUCAUCUGGAACAGGAAGGCAGAAUGUAAUGGAGACUCUUGCUGAUUCUUCCUUUCUCGGAGUAAAGAAACAAAGCAGUUACUCGUUUGCAUUUUUGUACUGACAUCUGUUUUGGGAAAGUGAAUAUAUGGAAGGAAUUCUUAGGCUGGCUUGGUUCACUAACACUAAACCCCUUCUUGUUCGUGCUGAACUUCUCUGGUCUGAAGCUGCUGAGCUCAUCUGUUAUGUAUCAUCCACAGUUUUCAUCCUCAUUUUCCUCUGUUGGAAUAUCUGCUUUGACUGAGCAACAAAAACUCAAUCUCAAAACUGCAGUGAGCAGUGCGGCUUCGUGUAUAAGUAAUGUUGAUCCCUGACCUGCUUUCCCUUCCUCAACAGCUGGUAAUGAGAAACAAUUUAAUCAGCCCUUCAGGGAUACUGUAGACGUGCUGGACUGGAGCCCUGGGAGUUUUCCCAGUUGCCUGUUGUACUGUGAGUAUGCUGGCUUUUAACAGGCUGACCAAACUGACCUUCCUGAACUUCAUUUUCAUUAUGAAGCUUCCAAAAGAGACUUUUUGCCAAUAUCUCUUACAUUCUAAUGUAGCUGGAAAACUUGCUGUUCUGUUGAUAGUUUAUUGAUGAAUUAAGCAUUUGAACAGUGUUACUGCCAGCUUUCCAUUUUCUAUUUAUAAGUGCAAAUGUAGCUUUCCUUUUCAUGUUGCUAGCUCUGUAUGUGUUGUAUAUGUGUACAUAGAUACAAUUUAUAUUCUGUAAAAUGUUUCCAACAUGCCAUUUUAAAAGAACUCCACUACAAAAUAUGUAUUCUCCUGUCACCUCAUUUUAGCAGAGUACAAGUUGGGAGGAGCUGAAAUCGGGUUUCUAAAAUUUGAGUGAGCUGCUGUAAAAUGAGAUGGUAACCACUUGAAAGAUGAGUAAGCGUAUACUGAAUUUUAUAGUGUGAGUCUGUACUUUGAACCAGUAAAGGAAUCAGUCACGAGAGUGAUUCCAGAGCCACUAAGGAUAUGUUUGGCUUCUUCAUCCCUUGAAAUCAGACUGACUGCAGGUUGGGUACUAUACUUCUCGACUCAAAUAGACAAUCUGGUUAAUAUAUGUAAAUAUAUAUUUAUAUUUGUAUAUUUUUAUGUGUAUAUAUAUUCUGUCCAGAGAAUAAUAAAAUCUUUCAGUGAAGACUUUGAAAGGGAGGUUUGGGAGAGAUCCGCUUAGACUACAGUGUUGCCCUUUCUGGUCUGGCUGCCUUAUUCCAGCAAGCACGAGUGCUGCUUGCCAAUUUCUGUCAAGAGAAUCAGAUCUUCAAGAAUUUUGAUUCUAUUUUCUCAACGAGGGAAAUCUUAAAUUACAAGUGCCUCCAAGUGGAUGUUUCAAGAUGUGGCCCUAACAUGUAACCAGUUAGUUAUCUACUUUAAAGGAUGGUACUGUUGUUUUGGACCAGCUCAGCUUGUUGACUGAGGACUAUCCCAACACCACGGGCUGGAAAUCCCUAUCCUAGUGCUGCCUACUGUUUGUUAGACUCAUUAAAGGUUUUGUCUAAAGGCCCAAGAAGGGAUGUUUGGUUUUGCAGUUUUUCUAUAAAGCUGCCUUUAAAAAGGUACUGGAAAUGGCAGCACUUAUGCUGGAAAGCCUGUGUACUGCAUUCCUUAAGGACAACUUAAUCCUUACCUUUUGUCCUUGCACCAUACAAUUGUCUUCAGAUGUUGACCAGACUUGUACUUCCAUAUUGCUGCACUGGGAUUCUGGAUAGGAAGAGGUCUGGAGGGAUUGACAGCCCUAGGAAAACAUGAGGUGAAGACAUGGAUGUAGAUCUCUUUAUGGCAGACUUAUUCAGUAGGGAAGGCAGCAAAUACCGAACAUCUCAAAGAAGCAUUUAGUUCUAGCCAGAAAGACAGAGUUCGUGUUAACUGUUUGGAGUUUUUGGAAGGAGCAGAGAUCUGUAACAUUCCUGUCAGGCUGGAAAGUACUUAAUUUCAGUUGUGAAAGGUGCCUUGAUUCUUAAGAGAGUGUGUGUGAUGUAUGUAAAUGUAUUUAAAGAGGCUUAUAGCAAAAUCCUUCAGGAUAUACUGAAUGCUGUAUAGCUAUUGGUCCCUGAGAUCAGUUUUCCUUUGAUGAUGAUAUUUGGUUGAGAAAACAUGGAAUCAUGUUAUGCUGUUGCAGCAUCACAAGUCUCAUGUCCUGGGUUAAAAAAGUCUUUAAACAAAUUGUCAUUCAAAUUGUCAUUCAAAUGCACACGCUGGGUGCUUAGAGGUGCAGAAGUAAAGUAACACGGCAAGUAACUUUCCUUUAAUGUCAGUUUUGUGGGUCAAGAUGGCUGUUUAAACUCCUUCCUAUGCAGCAAGGAAAUGCCUAGUAUUACUGACCACUUGAGAUGACUUUUAGCUUCUUUAUAUGCCUUGGUGGUUCUUGUCUUCUUUCGCAUCUGGACACAUUUUCUUUGUUUUUCUCUAAAUAUCUGACUUCACUAACGUUCCACUUCAAUGGAAGAAUGGCCCUUUGGGGAGGAAUGUGCUGCUGUACCUCUUCCUUCUUCCUUGGCCCACUUUCCCAAGUGACAGAGGACAGGACAAGAGGGAAUGGCCUGAAGCUCCGCCAGGGGAGGUUCAGGUUGGAUAUCAGAAAAAAAUUCUUCACUGUAAGAGUCAUCGGGCACUGGAACAGGCUGCCCAGGGAGGUGGUCGAGUCGCCUUCCCUGGAGGUGUUUAAGGAAAGGGUGGAUGAAGUGCUUAGGGACAUGGUUUAGGGAGUGUUAGGAAUGGUUGGACUCGAUGAUCCAGUGGGUCCUUUCCAACCUGGUGAUUCUGUAAUUCUGUGAACCUGUUUUUGUGUCACUUGAGUCUGCUCGAGUGUUUUUUUCCAUUCUAGAGGAUGCUGUUUCAGUGUCCAAAUUUCUAGUAUCAGUUGAUCUUUGGGAAUGCUAGUUUGUUUCCUGUUUCCACAUGAGUAAAAGUCAAUGACUUGCUCUGAUGUCUGCCUGGCCUCCCUUCUCAGGAGGCUUCUACAUGCUUUCAGUUUGGGGGAUUUGUGAUAUUACCAGCAGGUCAGGGCAGCAGUUGCUCCAGCUCAACCACAUUUGGCAGCUUUUCUAAUAGCUUGGGUAUGUGCUUCCAGAAAGUGAAGCCUUUCCCUUUAGAAAAAUCUGAGUUGGGAUAUUAGAUAGGAUUUCAAAGUACAGGGCCAGAAUCCUGUCUAGGGUAGGCAAGCAUAGCUCUACUAAUUUCUAACGGAUCUAUGUUGAGUCUCACCAGCUGAACAUCUGGUCCACGGUUUACACAGCCAAAGCCAGUAACCCCUCCCCUGUCAGAUACAUUGGCCUGAAUGCAUCUGAAAAUGCAAAUACCUUGGGCUAGAGUUAAACCGAAUUCUUUUUCUGAAGCCGUCUGUGCAUUGUGUUUCUGUUAAUCAUCAUUUUAUUUUGUGAGGAGAGACUUAUUUAUGCAUUUUUGUGUAUUGAGCAGUGUUGCUCUUUUGGAGAGAGCUUGCUCUGAAAGAGUUAAUGAUUUCAACCUGUUUUCAGCUGGAAUGAAGUAACUGGUUCCUCUGUGUCCCUGCUUUCUAUUCUCUUGUUGGCCUACUUCCCUAUGCUUGCAUUUUGCAUUCCUGAUGCUAUGAAUAAAUCAGGACCCAAGGAUUUAGAAGGUGGUAAAGCCAUAGCCACUCAGAAAACCGAACCUCUGAGGCUUGUACUACAGCUCUAAUAACUGCUAAUGGCAUACUCCAGAACUCUUCUAAUAACGUUUAACUGGUACCAAAAUAAAAUUUGCUUCGUGCCUUUUAUAUAAUGUUUGGGUUUUGUGCCUCUGCCCAGUGCUGCCUCCUCACUUGGCUCCCUUUGUCAUGUAGUUAAAGCUCAGUCAUGAGCCCUUUGGGUCAGGGCAAUCGCCUCCCAGCUGCUGUGACAAAAUGGUUUAUCACGAAUCUUUCCACAGAGGAGAAAAGAAUAAGGGAAAAUGAUGGAUCUGAUCUGGCUAAGGGGUCCACCUUCUCUGCAGAAUCACAGCAUGGUGAAAAUCUAGCUGUGGUCCUAGACCCUCUGAUAACUUGUCAUUAAUAAUACACACUGGACUGCUUUUAUUUGUAACGCUGGGGCUCCUGAGAGAGUGUGUGAGGAAGCUCUGUAUGUGCUCUUUAGUCAGAGGACACAUCUAGUCUGGGUGAAGCACAGAAGGUACUGGCAACAAGCUUGCUCUGGAGGAUGAGUACCUUGAAAGAACGGUGUCUUUAAGUAUUUUCUUCCAGGAAAGAUGAUUUAUGUUGUACUGAUGGCUUUCCUUCAUUAUGGAUCUGCUUUUUAGAGUAAAAGUAAUGACUUUGGUCUGAUGAUGGUUUGAUUUCACCAAACUUUGCUUUUGAUUAAGAAGGUCUUUUACAACGCUCUUAGCGUGUAGUGAUGUGGUUUUCGGCACAAGAUUCCCAAGAUCUGCAUGGAGC
This is a messenger RNA of Cuculus canorus (common cuckoo), 6893 nucleotides long. RefSeq names its product centromere protein I (gene CENPI). Lineage: Eukaryota; Metazoa; Chordata; Aves; Cuculiformes; Cuculidae. The transcript is spliced from 21 exons. The record is from RefSeq and is a predicted model, not a curated record. Bases 197 to 2458 code for a protein of 753 amino acids. Gene Ontology annotation, cellular component: kinetochore.